CGAUGGGCGGCGGUAAAAUUUAACGUACCUCCGUCUACGUGGCCCGACGGUAGUGAGCGCUCUCUGUCACCGCCGCCGCCGACGACGCGGCUCCCCUCUACCGCGUAUGAUUACUGGCUGAGAGCUGACGACCGCGGCAGCGAAUCGGCAUUUUGUGUUCAUACGUCGAACUGUUUGGUCGUGCCUUUGCUCGCACCGUUCGUGUCUCUGCGUUGCCGAAUAAUCCAAUUUGUCAACUCAGCCUUUUGCAGAUUGCCGUCAUCAUUGUUUUAAGAACGAGGAUGCAUACAUUCACCAAACAUUAUAUCGAUAACAUUUUGUUCAAGGCUCUUGAAUGCUCAUCGUAUGUUUCUAUAGAGACACUCUCCGAUGACGAAAUAAAAAAUUAUAAUUCGAGAAAAAAAUUGAAAGACAAUAAUGUAUCUGAAGAUAAUGAUGUAUCUAAAGACAAUACAAUAUCUAAAGAUAAUACAACAUCUAAAGACGAUACAACACCCAAAGACAAUACAAUAUCUAAAGACAAUAUAAUAUCUAAAGAAGAUAGUACAUCUAAAAGCGAAGAACCACCUAAAAAAAAACAGAAGUUGGAUACAACUGGAGUAGAUGUUUUGAAGUUGGUAUUAUCUAGAGAGGGUGAAACUGAUAAAUUUAAAUCACAAUUCAAGUCUUCAUUAAAAUCUAAUAAGAAAAUUGCUUCUACCAGUACUAAUGAAACACCUAAGGAAAAUGAUUCUGAUAAAUCUGCAGAAUCUUCAAAUUCUUCAGCUAAUACUGUAUCAAGAAUUCGGGUAGUUGAUCCUAAGAAUAUUAUGGAAGACGAUAAAUAUUCAUUGUUCUUAAAAAUAUUUUCGGAUUUAAAAUUCAAAAAUCCACCAAAUACCGUCAAAAAGUCAGUAUCUUCUUUUAAAGCAUCUUCAAUCCUUGCCAAAGAUAUUCAGAUGAUCAGAGAAACUACAGCUAAUAUGGCAAGUAACAAAGUCAAAGCUCAGGGAAGAGGGAAUUUAAUAGGAAUUGAAAAAGUAUACAGAAAAUACUUUAGUAAAUCCAAACAAGACACCAUUGUGAUUAUUGCUAAUAUACUUAACAUAAUAUCAAUGUCUAAUAAAUAUCACAAAUCGCGAAUGGAUGAAUCUUUUAAGAAAAAAUCUGAAGCUGAAAAACUCAAAGAAAGAUGUGAUGCCAAUCGAUUACAUGGCAGACAUAAAACUAUUCUAGAAACAAAGUUGAAGAAUAAUUUUGUAGAAGUCGUGUCAUCCUUUGAUGAACCGGACUUUGAAUCAGCAUUUCAAAUGUUUUUUUUGAGUAUAUUAACAGUACUUAGAGUAUUGGACCAGCCAAAAUUCAAAAAAGGCAGCAUAUUCAAAAAUCUGGUACUUUUACUAUGGAAUAGUUUGAAAAAUGGCAAUUAUUACCAUCCCAAAAUUUUUACAAUGUUCCGAUCAAAGACAUUUCGACCUGACUGUAUCGAAUUAAUAAGUUUGAUUGAAGAUAGUCGAGAUAAUGACCCCGGAAUCACUGAUCGCAUGGCAUUGUUUUUUGUAUCUACAGUAAAUAGCCGAGAUUAUUUCCAAAAAGUGAUUGAUGUCGUUACCAGUGAUUCUAGCGAAGACCUAGAAGUAUUAAUCGAUCAUGCUACUAGUCAAUGUUGCUUGAAUUCGAAGUUUAAAGAUCCCCCUGUAGAUGAAUCAACUGUACAACAAUCCAAUAACAAAAUGGCAGCAACAGAAACUAUUAAAAAACCUGCCAACUCUGAUGAAACAAUUCAACAUUGGGUGUUGGCCAAAAAUCCAGAUGGAACUUUCCAACAAAUACCGCUGAUAAAUACUAAAAAGACCCAAACCACUGGUAAUACUACAGUUGAACCAUUUAAACUACCAAAACCGCCAUUGCAUAAUUUCUAUGAAUCAUUCUCUUCUUCAUUACAAAAGACAGUUUCUUCUGAAUCUUCUGUUCCUAAAGCGGUACCAACAAAAAAAUGCAUUGUUGUUAAGCCAGCAAUUACUAAAACUCAUUUGGUGCAAGUAACAACAUCAUCGUCAGAAAGUGGAACAGGAACACCAACAUAUAUGACAUUCAAGCCAGCAGUUCAGAAUAAUAAAUCCUCAGCAAUGAGUCCUCUUCAAAGAGCUGAAGGCAGCACUAUUUUACUUGGCAACAAACAGUAUCAAUUGGUUAAGGGGCCAGCAGGUCAAAUGAGAGCAGUAAUGAAUGGUUCUAAUAUAUUAGUUAAAUCACCGCCACCUGCUAUUAUUAAAUGCUAUGCAAAAGACUGUAACAAUUCUGCAACAAUUAUGUGCAGUAGUUGUACAACAGUGAAGUACUGUUCCCAUAGUUGCCAACGACGUGACUGGUAUGAUAAUCAUAUAAAUGACUGUGAACGACUGCUAAGCAAAAGACAGAAUCGACCCUAAACUUUCCAUUUUAUAUAUAAGUCAUUUCAAUGUGGCAUAUUUAUAUUAAAAAUAUUUUUAAGUAAAUAUUUUUGUUUUUAUUUAAAAAAAAAAAAAAUGAAUUAAGCUUUUUCAUAUUUUGAUAUUUCUCGAGUUAGUAAAAUAAAUAUUAGUUAUUUUCUAUUAUGUUUAAUCUAUUAUUAUUACAUAAUUUUAGGGUUUAAAUGUUAUUUUUAUUAUUAUAAUUAUUUUUUAAAUAAGUACCUUAAUCUUAUUGUUUUUUUCCUGAGAGGGAGCACAUAGUAAACAACUAUUUUUUGGUGUUUAUAAAUUAUAUAAUUGUUCCUUGAUAUACUCUAUUUGUAAAUAAGUAAAAAAAACUUAUCUCUGGGAUAGGGGGUAGAAUGUGGCUUGGGCAUAAUGCUUGGACAGAACCUAAAGAAAAAGUAAGGGAAAUAAAAACUUAUUUAUAUAUGUUUAUAUUUAAUAUUUCUUAACUUUGUGAUUUAAUAAAUAUUAAGUUUAAUUGGA
Molecule: messenger RNA, 2921 nt
Organism: Aphis gossypii (cotton aphid)
Lineage: Eukaryota; Metazoa; Arthropoda; Insecta; Hemiptera; Aphididae
Exons: 6
Coding region: 282-2411 (709 amino acids)
Source: RefSeq, a predicted model, not a curated record